AUGGCUGACCAGAGCGAGAAACCGACGACUCAGACCUGGGUUCAUGAUAUUCAAACCAACAACCCCAGUGAAUGGAACCUGGAAAGCGUUCUCCCACGUACCGGCAAGCCAUGGUACAAGAGCCAUCAUCUGUUGCUCCUCAAUCUUGGAAUGAUUAUUCCCUAUCUAUCCUCCACGACCAACGGCUAUGAUGGUUCCAUGCUCAACGGCCUGCAGUCGAUGAGCCAGUGGCAGGACUUUUUCGGCCAUCCGACUGGUACACGUUUAGGAUCACUUUCAAACGGAGUGAUCUUCGGUCAAAUCGCCGCCUUCCCCAUCGCCCCUUGGCUCUGUGACCACACAGGCCGACGAUUCCCAAUCUUUCUCGGAUCAGCCCUCCUCGUGGUUGGAGCCAUUCUUCAAUGCGCCGCCCAGAACUAUGCCAUGUUUCUGGUCGCCCGCAUGGUGAUCGGAUUUGGUGGUUUGAUUGCAGUUGAGGCAUCACCGAUGUUAGUCAGUGAAUUGGCGUAUCCGACACAUCGAUCCGUCCUAGUCGGCUAUUACAACAAUCUGUGGUAUCUAGGAGCUUUGCUUGCCGCGUGGAUUACAUACGGAACGUACUUCAUGGGCCCAAACUUGUCAUGGGCCUGGCGCAUCCCGUCCCUUCUGCAGGGAUUCUUUCCCCUCGUGCAAGUCAUUUUCAUAUACAUGCUUCCCGAGUCGCCCCGAUAUCUUGUGCAGAAAGACCGCUACGACGAAGCCCGAAAGGUAUUGACAAAGUAUCAUGCUGGCGGAGACGAGAACUCUCCCCUUGUUGACUUCGAGAUGAAAGAGAUUAUCUUAUCGAUCCAGACAGCCAAAGCAGCUUCUCAAACCGGCUAUCGCGAGUUUAUAAGCACUCGCGGUAACUUGCAUCGCCUCUUCAUCAUCAUCGCAGUCCCAUGCAUGAUGCAGCUCUCUGGAAACGGUCUGAUCGCCUACUAUCUCCACCUGAUUCUCAACUCCAUUGGUUUAUCCUCCGACCCGCAGCAACUCCGUAUCAACGGUGGUCUGACGGUGUUCAACUUGGGUGUCUCAAUUAUUCUUGCCUCGUUUAUGGAGGUAGUUGGUCGCCGAAGGCUGUUUCUUUUCUCCACUGUGGGCAUGCUAGCCUGCUAUAUGAUCUGGACAAUUUUAUCUGCAAUCAAUGAGCAGCGCCAUUUCGAAGAUACCAGUCUCGGCACAGGCGUCAUCGUCAUGAUUUUCAUGUAUCAGUUCUUCUACAAUGCCGGUCUCAAUGGACCCCCUUGGGUUUAUGUGACAGAAGUACUUCCUACUCAUCUCCGUGCCAAGGGAACGAAUAUCAUGCAAAUCGCGGCAACGUGUGCUAUUCUAUUUAAUGGAUAUGCCAACCCCAUCGCAAUGGAUGCGAUCAGCUGGAAAUACUAUAUCGUUUACUGCUGUGUGAUUGCUGUUGAAAUUGCACUGGUCUAUUUUGGCUUCCCUGAGACCAAGGGUCGCAGUUUGGAAGAGGUAGCGUUGAUUUUCGAUGGAGACAAGGCCUUUGGCGACGUACAGGAGAAACAGAAUCCGGAUGAAGUUUGA
This is a messenger RNA of Penicillium manginii, 1563 nucleotides long. Its product is annotated as sugar porter family MFS transporter. The transcript has a single exon. Gene Ontology annotation, cellular component: membrane. Gene Ontology annotation, biological process: transmembrane transport; carbohydrate transport. Gene Ontology annotation, molecular function: carbohydrate:proton symporter activity. The record is from RefSeq and is a predicted model, not a curated record. NCBI's taxonomy places the organism in Eukaryota, Fungi, Ascomycota, Eurotiomycetes, Eurotiales, Aspergillaceae. The coding region runs from base 1 to 1563 and encodes 520 amino acids.